This is a messenger RNA of Meloidogyne enterolobii, 301 nucleotides long. The record is from the annotation of a GenBank genome assembly. NCBI's taxonomy places the organism in Eukaryota, Metazoa, Nematoda, Chromadorea, Rhabditida, Meloidogynidae.
AUGCCAGUUCGAGUCCUUCAACCUUUGAGUGUUCAGAGUAAAACAACAAAAACACCAAUUAUGAAGGAUAUUCCUGCAAGUAAGGUUAAAUCGAAAGAAGCUCAUCAAGAACAAAAUUGUGUGGAUAAAAGGGUAUUUGUGUUAUGGAAGGGAUGUGAGGAAAUAAGGCUUCAACAUGGAUUGAGCUCAGGUUUCUAGUAGUUACUAGACAGGGUUUUACUUUCAAGUGGCAUGACUUUAGGUGAUCAAUUCUUUGACUUUCUUCCGACGUUUGGCUUCCGACGUUACUGUUUUGGCGUCU